Messenger RNA from Ictalurus furcatus (blue catfish), 623 nucleotides. RefSeq lists its product as uncharacterized. The record is from RefSeq and is a predicted model, not a curated record. The transcript is spliced from 2 exons. The coding region runs from base 154 to 612 and encodes 152 amino acids. NCBI's taxonomy places the organism in Eukaryota, Metazoa, Chordata, Actinopteri, Siluriformes, Ictaluridae.
UGUUGAUCGGUCCUGCACGUCGGCUUGGAGGAAUUUUAGCCCGUUCCUCAGUGCAGAACAGCUUCCACUCUGGGAUGUUGGUGGGUUUCCUCACAUGAACUGAUUGCUUCAGGUUCUUCCACAACAUCUCUAUUGGAUUAAGAUCCCGAAGACAUGGACUACGCAAACGGCACCUUCAACUCCACCUUCGCUCCUUUUACUCCCACCUAUUCUCACCCACUGUACAAUCUUUCCAGUUCUGUGUACCCUGACCUUUAUCACCCACUCCCCACCAUCAUCGGCACCGUCUGCCUGUUCCUCGUGUUUGGAGGGUGUGUGAUCGUCCUGGCGACGUGCGGCUGGUCGGGAAGAUCUGGGGCGUGUAACGGAGGAUGCGCCGCAAGAGAAAGUGAGCACACUGGACAGGCGUCAUCCAGUGAGCCUCAGCUGAAACUCUGGAAGCGACUCGGCUCUGGACGGUACUCGUUUUCCUCGGUCCCGUCGUUCCGGAGAACUCCGCAGCGUUCCGCCUUGACUAAAUCCAAGUUGUCGUUUCAACUAGAGCAAGACAGGAACGAACUGCAAGCGCAGCUUACUAUACCAUGCUUACUACAGUAUGCUACCGAGAUAUAAACACUAAACAC